Messenger RNA from Porites lobata, 3718 nucleotides. The record is from the annotation of a GenBank genome assembly. NCBI's taxonomy places the organism in Eukaryota, Metazoa, Cnidaria, Anthozoa, Scleractinia, Poritidae.
AUGCCACCCAAGAGAGGACAAAACUACACAGAGAGAGUUAACAAACGACGUCGUGCCGCUGACAGCAGUGCCACUACAGACUCGGUGAUGCAGCCACAUCCAUCACGGCUUCAGCCAGUCCAGUUGCAGGAACCUUCAAACGCUGCCCGGGCAACCCCACAGCUUACCCUUUCAGCAGAAGUAUUGGCAGCGCUGACAAAUUCCAUCUCAGCAGCAGUAUCAGAAGCACUGUUGACUGUUGCACAGCCCCUGCAACCUGCAACAACGGCAGCAGCAACGGCAUUCCCAGUCGCCCAUCCUUCAACAUCUGCAGCAGCGGCAGCAGUCCCGGAGGUGCAGUUUGUUCCCGAUCCCAUUUCAAUUUCAAGUGCAGAGGUGGUGAACAGAGAUUCAAGCGUUGUAGAAGCAAACCCCACCACUCCCAAUGCUGACCAGUCGCUCCUCAACACGGUCAACAAUGCAGUGCAGCAAGUGACAAGCUCCUUACUACCUAGUGCAGCACCUCAAAGUAAGAACACUUUUUUGUCAACUGCAGUGCCACUAACCCAUCGUGUACCCGAUAAGGUCAAAAAAACAAAUAUGGUCCAACGAGUAUGUGGACUUUGCACUACUGUUGAAUAAUAGCUUUACUCACUCCGAUGAUCAUUAUACCUUCAGGGUAGAGAAAGGUGAUGGUGGCAAGCCAGCUUUAGUUUUAGCACCUAAUCCUAAGCGGCAGACUGUUCAAUCAAUUGAGCAGUGGGUCUCGGCCUUUCAGGUGUUUGUCGCCAUCUAUUCAGAAAAAGCCCCUUACGACACCCCGGCCCUCAUGAAGUAUGGGUCUGUCAUCCGAGAGUUAGCCUCUCAGGGAGCCAAUUGGAGGUUCUAUGAUGAGAAUUUCCGUAGCAUUAGGCAGACAGGGGGGGCCCCUUGGGACCAAAUUCACUCUGAGCUAUGGCUUAGGUCUCAUUCCUUUCGUCCCAAACUUAGUACCCAGCCGGGAAAAAGUAAACAACAGGGAUCAUUUAUCCCAAAGGGAUUUUGUUGGAAGUUUCACAGGGGGAUUACAUGUCCAGGAUGCUCUUACAAGCACCAGUGUUUCCGGUGUGGAAACAGCCACCCAAUUUCCAAAUGCCAACAAGCCGCCAAACAGCCAGCUGGAAAUGCGGGGCCCAAAACAACAUCUUUUACCAGCCAGGGCACUCUCAACCGCACCCCUUCAAUCCGAAGCACUCCCAACUCCAGUCAAAGCUAAGAGUUUAGCAAAAUACUUAUCAGGUUACCCAGAAAAGUUGUGUAAUCAUUUGUUAAAGGGUUUUUUACAUGGUUUCCGUUUACAUUAUUAUGGCCCCUUAGAGAGCAGUUUUUCCAAUAAUCUUGUGUCAGCAUCUGAGCACCCAGAUCGGGUUGAUCAAAAGUUAACUAAAGAGAUCCAAGAAGGUCGUAUAGUGGGACCUUUUGCAGAGCCCCCACUGCCUAACCUUCGAAUAUCUCCCUUGGGGGUCAUCCCCAAGAAAGUGCAAGGUGAAUUUAGGAUGAUCCACCAUCUUUCCUUCCCCUUUGGUGCGUCAGUUAAUGAUUUUAUUCCGCAAGAGUUUUGUUCAGUACACUAUGCUAAGGUCGAUGAUGCAAUUCGGUUUAUCAAACGUUUAGGCAGAGGUUGUACUCUUGCUAAGACGGAUGUUCGGAGUGCUUUCCGCAUUAUCCCAAUACACCCUUUAGACUAUCACUUACUGGGAAUGCAAUGGGAAGGGAACUAUUAUGUUGACCGCUGCCUCCCCAUGGGUUGUGCUAGUUCCUGCAAGACCUUUGAGGCCCUUAGUACCGCAAUGGAGUGGGUAGCUCGCAACAAAUUAGCGAUACCUAACAUCUUACAUAUUUUGGAUGACUUUUUGAUUCUUGAAAAAUCCCACGAAGCUUGUGAUGCUAGCCUUCAAAGGUUUUUGCAUUUUUGUGACGACAUUGGUGUUCCCAUGGCUCCCGAUAAAACGGAAGGCCCUAGUCCGGUAUUAACUUUUGCAGGCAUUGAAUUAGAUUGUUUAGAGAUGGAGGCCAGGCUUCCGAAAGAAAAAGUUGACAAAACCCUAAACGCAAUUCGCUGUCUUCUACCCAGGAAAAGAGUACAACUGAAGGAGCUCCGAUCCCUUGUAGGUCUGCUGAAUUUUGCCUGCUCGGUAAUUACUUCGGGUCGAGUUUUUAUUAGGCGCCUAAUAAAUCUCACUGUUGGAGUCAAACGUGCUCACCACAGAAUUCGGUUAACUUUGGAAACGAAAAAGGAUUUAAGAAUCUGGGAAACUUUCUUAGAAUCCUUCAAUGGAAAGUAUUUUUUCUUAGAAGAAGCCUGGUCAACCUCUCAUAACUUGCAAUUUUUCACUGAUUCUGCACAGUCUAGUGGGUAUGGAAUUGUUUUUGGCAAGCAUUGGGCUUACGGUACAUGGCCAGACGCAUGGAAGGCACAGAAUAUUUGUUUUCUUGAAUUUUUUCCUAUUGUCGUAGCCCUCAGUACAUGGUCUAGUGAACUGAGAAACAAGAGGGUGCUCUUUUUUACCGACAAUGAGAGUGUAGUACAUGUUAUCAAUAAGCAAACAACGAAGGACACUAAGAUGCUAGCAUUGUUGCGUACAAUGGUUCUGAUUUGCUUGAGAAACAAUAUCUUCUUUAGGGCGCGUCAUAUUCAAGGAGUUAAGAAUGUGUUCGCUGAUAGUUUAUCUCGCUUACAGGUCGACAAAUUCCGCACAGUGUCGCAGGGCAUGGACCCAACACCAACCCCGCUGCCAUCAUAUCUUCUACCAGAGAACUGGGAGAUAGGCUAGCCAAGCUAUUAGAAGUUAGUCUGGGCACAACAUCUUUAACUGUGUACCGUCGCCCCUGGCAGAUGUUGCAAAAAUUUAUUAGGGAUCGCCUAGGGCUCCAAAUUCAGCUGUUCCCCCUUUCAGCACAUACUUUAGCCCUGUUUAUUGCCUUUUUAGCUGAGAAAAACUAUGCAGCCUCCACCGUCUCUAGUUACAUUUCUGCACUAAGUUUCCCCCAUCGUUUAGCUUCUGUGCCUGAUCCCACUAAGUCGGAAAUGAUCAGACUUGCAUUGCGGGGUUACAGUAAAAUGAACCCUUCAAGAGAUACUCGGUUGCCCAUUUCAUUACCCAUACUCGAAAAUAUCAUUUUGGCCUGCGAACACACAAAAUCAUCUCUGUAUAGCAAAAAAUUAACUCAGGCAAUGUAUGCUCUUGCCUUCUUUGCUGCCCUUAGAGUUGGUGAAAUAACUUAUCGGGGCAAUCUACCUGGUCAAAAUAUCAUUAGUAUCGGUCAAAUUGCCUUUAUGGAAACCAGGGAGGGCACUGUCACAGCACUAAAGCUAACGUUAAGGAACUACAAGCAUAGCGACUCUUCGAGCCCAGUAGAUAUUUUCAUUUACCGAGAGAGACCAGUUUGCCCGGUCUAUCUCCUGUCAGAGUAUAUAAAUAUUCGGGGACAAUUUCCGGGGCCUCUUUUCUGCUGGCCAGAUGCCUCUCCAAUAACUCGAUCCUUUUUUGUGACAGCAUUAAAGGAAGACCUGCAAUUUUGUGACUUGGAUAUUUCACACUAUAAGACUCAUAGCUUUAGGAUCGGUGCUGCUUCCUGGGCGGCAGCAAAGGGUAUGUCAGAUACACAGAUCAGGGAUUUUGGUCGCUGGAAAUCAAAUGCAUUUUUGCGAUAUAUUCGAACCUCCACAAUGGGGUCUCAGUCAGCCUUCCAAGCGUAA